AGAUACCAUGUCUGUCGAAUCCAACCCCAAGUACCAACCCCGCAUCGCGAUCGUCGGCGGCGGGCCUGCUGGGCUCGUCGUUCUCCUCACCCUCACCAAGCGCGGCAUCCCCGCUACGCUCUACGAGCGCGAGCUCGACAGCAACUCGCGCGCCCACCUCGGCGGCAUGCUCGACCUCGAGUGGGACUCCGGCCAGCGCGCGCUCCGUGAGAACGGCAUGGAGGACCUGUUCAGGAAGCACUCCCGUCGCGACGCGGAGGAGGGGCGAAUCGGCGGCAAAGACGGGAUCCCUCUCCUCCGCCGCAACGAGAAUGUCGAGGAAUCGCCCGAUGGAGACCUGAGGCACGCGCGUCCAGAGAUCGACCGCCGCGUCCUGCGCGAGAUCCUGCUCGAUGCCGUGCCCAAGGACACGAUCAAGUGGGGCCACGCCCUCGUGUCCAUCCGGCCGAUCGAGGAAGGGCGGCACGAGCUCACGUUCGCGAACGGCGUGGUCACCGUGGCGGACUUCGUCGUCGGGGCCGACGGCGCGAAUUCCCGUGUUCGCCCCCUUGUCUCCCCGGCCGUUCCCGUCUACCACGGGGUCAAUGGCGCCGAGCUCUCGCUUCCCCCCGCCAUCGUAUCUCUCCCCGAGAACCACGAGAUCAGCGCGGGCGUGGGCAAGGGCAGCUGCUACCUCGCGCAGGACCAGAAGAACCUCGCGUUCCAACGCAACGGCGACGGCCGCAUCCGCGCGUACCUGUGGCACCGCAACACGCUCGACUGGGCUCUCCCGCGCGACCCGAAGGAGGCGAAGAGGGUCCUGCUCGAGAUUUACUCUGGCUGGGCGCCGUGGAUUCUCAGGUUCAUCGAGCAGGCCGACGAAGACGCGAUCUACCAGCGGCCCCUGUUCCAUCUCCCCGUCGGCCACCGUUGGGAGCACAAGCCGGGGGUAACCGUCAUUGGGGACGCUGCGCACCUGAUGAGUCCCUUCGCAGGCGCGGGCGCGAACCUCGCGAUGCAGGAUGGCGUCGAGCUGGGGUUGAUUCUUGCGGACGCGGUCGAGAAAGCUUUGGGGCAGGAGGAGCGGGAGGCUACGGUCGCUGCGUGGGAGGAUGAGAUGUUUGCGAGGGGAGAGAAGUUUGCUGCGCUCACUCUGAGGAACCUGGAGCUCAUUUUUGGCCCGGGCGCUCCGCAAUCUGUUGUCCAAGCCUUCCAGGAGGCUAUAGUGCAAACGUGAGCAUAGGACCCGCCUCAUGUAUCUACACUACGAUGUCGAGAGAUGUUUGCUGUGCUAUAUAACUUCUACG
Molecule: messenger RNA, 1286 nt
Organism: Trametes versicolor FP-101664 SS1
Lineage: Eukaryota; Fungi; Basidiomycota; Agaricomycetes; Polyporales; Polyporaceae
Product: FAD/NAD-P-binding domain-containing protein
Exons: 1
Coding region: 8-1216 (402 amino acids)
Molecular function (GO): FAD binding
Source: RefSeq, a predicted model, not a curated record